Molecule: messenger RNA, 516 nt
Organism: Spodoptera litura
Lineage: Eukaryota; Metazoa; Arthropoda; Insecta; Lepidoptera; Noctuidae
Gene: Ssb-c31a
Product: single stranded-binding protein c31A
Biological process (GO): positive regulation of transcription initiation by RNA polymerase II
Molecular function (GO): DNA binding; transcription coactivator activity
Source: RefSeq, a predicted model, not a curated record
GUACAUAAGUCUGUGCAAGUCUGUGUAGGUCUUAGUACUUAGUAGGUCUGUGGUGAGUGUAACUGUAACGAACGAAUGUUUGCAAAAACGGCGAAUCGUAACCUCAAAGAGUAGAUAAGCCGAAUUGUGUGUAAAAUGCCUAAACACAAGAAGCAGGAGAGUUCCAGCAGCUCUGAUAGCGAUGAUGGACCAGUCGACAGAAACCCUCCAGCGGAAAAGAAAGCCAAAAUGGGGAAUAGGACAGCUGACAAAGAGCCAACAUGGGUCUUGCAAGGGAAAAAGUUGGUUAAGGUCAGAGAAUUCAAAGGCAAGGUAUAUGUAGAUAUAAGAGAAUUUUAUGAAAAGAAUGGUGAUCUGUUACCAGGGAAGAAAGGGAUUAGCAUGACCCCUGAACAGUGGAAAAAGUUGUUGUCACUUGGUGACGAAAUAAAUGAAACGCUUAGUUCCUUAUGCUGAGAGCAAAAUACAUGUUGUUGUUCUUUAUUCUGUGUAAUAAAUGUGAGUUAUCUCUUAAAA